Messenger RNA from Rosa chinensis, 2387 nucleotides. RefSeq lists its product as uncharacterized. NCBI's taxonomy places the organism in Eukaryota, Viridiplantae, Streptophyta, Magnoliopsida, Rosales, Rosaceae. Gene Ontology annotation, biological process: meristem maintenance; meristem development. The record is from RefSeq and is a predicted model, not a curated record. The coding region runs from base 72 to 1484 and encodes 470 amino acids. The transcript has 7 exons.
CUCCUCUCUCGUUUGUCAAGAAAGAAAUCAGUUCUCCGUUUUCUUGUGACUAAUCUUCGCUGCCACAGUUGAUGGAUCGUCCACCGGACACCAUGGUUGAAGAGAAAGAAGAGCUCAUGGUUUCACCAACUGGUGGAGACCCAUUUCACAAAAUAGCCCAUUUUCUGAAACCGAUAGUGCCUUCCUCUGUUUUUAAGUUCCCUAAUGAAUCUUUCUCCUCCCUCCCUUCACAUUUUGGGCCAAGAGAAUGCCCUUUAGAGGUAGAAUUCCCUGGGUGGAGAAUUCAGCUUCAAGAAGAUUGGACUGCUUGGGUUGACCGAUUGGCUUCACUUCACCAAUCCACAUGGAAGAAAGCUGGUAUAUAUGAAGCAAUCUUCAACUCGACGUACCAAAUAAGAAGAAACACCGAGUUGAUAUAUGGGUUGGCAGAGAAAUGGUGUUCUGAAACUAAUAGUUUCAUUUUUGCAUGGGGUGAAGCAACAAUUACAUUAGAGGAUUUGAUGGUGAUGGGUGGCUAUUCCGUUCUUGGAGAGUCGAUUUUCAACCUUCUUGAAAACAGAGAGCUCAAGGAAAUAGAAGAGAAACUUAAUGAAGUGAGAACAGAAAUAAACAGGGGUGCGUCGCGCAGACCUUCCGCUAGCUUAUGGUUGAAGAAGUUCAAAAACAAUGGCAGUGAAUUGGAGCAUGAAGCAUUUCUUGUGAUGUGGUUGUGCAGAUGCUUGAGGGCCAGUGAGCUGUCUGGAUUUGGUACUAUUGAGCAGUACCUUCCACAUAGAGUAGCAAUGCAGUUUGGAUUUGAUCAAGACAUUCCAUGUGUUGUCGCUCGAUCCAAUCAGAGUUCUGAUAGAGCUUGGAAUCAUUACAUCAAGAAAUUUGGGAAUGCUAGUUUAUAUGUUCCAUCCAGGUUUUUGAAGGCAUAUAUAAGCACAAGAUACUUGAAGUGGUGGAAGGAAUCAAUGUUGGGUCUCAAAAAGACUAUCACUCCAAAAUUAAAGAAAUCAAAGUGUAUUGGAGGAUCACAAAUGAGGGCUAAACCAGCCCCUGUACAUCCUGGUUCUGCCCCCAAGAAAGCUGUAGAAGGAUCUAAGAAACGGAAGAAGAAUCACGAUUUCAUCCUUCCUUCUGUUUCUAAUCCAAAGUAUUCCGAAAAAUUGGAGCUGCUUUCAAAAGGAAGGAAUGAAGAAAGUUUCGUUGAUACUAUGAAGUCAACGAGAUCAGGGACAGAGGAUUUGUUGAAUGAAGUUUUGAUUGAAGGGUCCAAGGCUGACAGAAACUUGAAAAAUGUUAUUGGGAGUACUGCAAGAAGUUCAGAUAUGGCAAGCAUUGUUGACAGUGAAUGUGCUAGCAACAGCUCUCUAAAUGAGAAACGGGUGUCAGUGCUUAAAGAUAGGGUCAGCAGGCUUGGAUUUAUAACUAGUGUGUUAAUAGCAAAUUAUUCUGGGAACAAGCUAGAGCAAAAGCUUAUGAAACAAGCCCCGCUCUGAUAUGGGAAAAUGGAGGAUGACAGUCAACUCUGUCAAUCAGAAACUUGGUUCUUUGUAGAUAUUUAAUGGAUUGCUUAGAAUGCAGUUAUAGGGCUGGGGAGAGCAGGAGUCGAACUCUGCAAAUAUCAGAAACUUUUGUCUUUAAUUUGUAGAUAUGUAGUCUAACUAUGUUAAGGGAAGGAUAGACCGGGAAUUGAACUCUGCAAAUAUCGGACCUUUUCUCUGUUGCAGAUACUCUAUAUCUAACAAGGCAGCCAGAAUCUUCUGGAAACUAGUUCUUUGAGAUCUCUUGAACUCAGAUCAGUUUUUCCUGCGGACACGCAUAAUUUUUCAAGGCCACACUCAAAUUGAGCCCUGCUGCAUGCCAUUAUAUCGACAGCAAAUCCUUUAGAUAAUACUUUAGACCCAAUUCUAGAUAGGAGUUUUCAAGUUGCUUUCCCUUCAGUAAUGGGAGCAGGUCAUAUUGAUCCAUGUAUCUUUGCUAGUCCACAAGCCAAGUACCACAUGCAUUCAAUAACACUCCUCCAGCAUUCCCUCUCCAGCAUUCCCUCUCCAUCUGCCUCCAGCUGAUAUGGUGAUCAUUCUCCGGCUCAUAUGAAGUUCGGUAUUCACUGUUGGAAAAGUAAACCAAGCCUUAUUUAAAUAAUUGUCACUCCUAUUGUAAUAGUUACCUAGUUAAGUGCUUUAGUGUGGUAGUGUUGUUUGAAGUACUCUAGGUGGACUAUUCUAGGCUGCUGUCCUUUUGGCGUAAAGUACUUUAGCAUGCCGUCUCUUUUGGGUUUAGAGCAGCUUUUGCUUUAAACUAUUAGUUGUUGCUGCACAUCUAUUAUAUAUGGUUGUGCCUCUUGUAAUUUGCUAGUAGCUGUGAAUGACAAAUGCAUCUAAACCACAUGUAUUAAAUAA